AUGUCGUAUGCUUUACCUCGCACUGGUCCUGAUGCCGGACGAUCACGAUUUCAAUCGAAAGACGAUGCUUCGACCGGCAGCGCAGGCGUGGCCGAGAAAAUAGGAGGAAUGUUUGGUGAUAGGAGGCCCUCGUUGCCCAUGUACAAAGACAAACCCUUCGCCAGCUCCUCCCACAGAUUGCCGUGGUUCAGAAGGAAACGCUUCCUUGCUGCAUUGCUGGUCGUCUUUACCACAACCUUCUACUGGUUAGGCCUGUUUAGUGCCUCCGCCCCUAGUGUCUUGGAAGUCCAAGAAACCUGCAAAUUGGGAAGAGCGAAGGGAACAACCUACGAACAACAUGGCUGGGGCUACGACGAGUUCAAGCCUGUCUCGCAGACAGGCCGUCAUAUGGUCAAUGGUGGUAUGGGCUGGAUCAUGGUAGAUGCUCUCGACACUCUCAUGCUCAUGAACCUCACCACCGAACUCUCUCACGCUAGAGACUGGGUUUCGACCACUCUACACUACGACAUUGACCACGAUGUAAACACGUUUGAGACAACCAUUCGCAUGCUCGGUGGUUUGCUAUCUGCUCACUACAUUUCCACCACUUUCCCCGACUACGCUCCUUUGACAAGUCACUCUGCUACUGGUGCUUCCAUCAGCGAGGACUUGUACUUGGAGAAGGCUGCAGAUCUGGCCGAUCGUCUUCUCGGCGCAUACGACUCCGACUCUGGUGUGCCUUAUGCCAGCGUCAACCUUCACACCGGCAAAGGCAUCCCUUCUCACGAUGAUGGAGGCGCCUCGUCGACUGCUGAAGCCACCAGUCUUCAACUCGAGAUGAAGUAUCUGGCCAAGCUGACUGGCGAGGUCCACUACUGGGAGAAGGCUGAGAAGGUUAUGCAAGUCGUCGACGACAAUGGCAUGGAGGACGGCCUUUUGCCCAUCUUCAUCUACGCUCAGACUGGAAACUUCAGGGGCAACAACAUCAGAUUGGGUAGUCGCGGUGACUCUUACUACGAAUACCUCAUCAAGCAGUAUCUACAGACUUCAAAGCAAGAGCCUGUCUACCACGAAAUGUGGGACCAGUCCCUCGCUGGUAUUCAGAAGCACCUUAUCACAUACUCACAAAAAGCCAAUCUCACCAUCCUUGGUGAGCGUCCCUCAGGCCUUGACCAACCAAUCUCUCCUAAGAUGGAUCAUUUGGUAUGCUUCAUGCCGGGCACUAUCGCUCUAGGAGCGACUCAAGGUCAAACACUCGCCGAAGCCAGAAAGUCGGCAUCCUGGGGCAAAAAACAAGAAGGCGAGAUCGAACUGGCCAAGCAGCUCAUGAAGACCUGCUGGGCAACAUACAAGGUCGCCGCCACCGGUCUUGCUGCAGAAAUCACACACUUUGAAAUGCACGAUCCUCCCGCCAUGAUGCCUGAUGGCAUUCUUCAGUCACCUGUGACACUGUCAGACGACGUCGAGGCCGAGUGGAAGAACGAUUUGAUCAUCAAACCUGCUGAUGCACACAAUCUGCAACGUCCCGAGACUGUCGAGAGUCUGUUUUACAUGUGGCGCAUCACCGGCGACGAUAUCUAUAGAGAAUGGGGUUGGCAAAUGUUCGAGUCCUUUGUCAAGCACACUGCCGUCGACCACAAUGGCGGAUACACGAGCAUCAACGACGUCAACUCGGUCCCCACCUCUGCAAGAGACAACAUGGAGAGUUUCUGGCUCGCAGAAACGCUAAAGUACUUUUACCUGCUGUUUGGCCCGAACGACGUCUUGCCGCUUGACAAAGUCGUCUUCAACACUGAAGCUCAUGCUUUCCCCAACUUUGAGUUGGGUAAGUUGUUCAAGACUGGAUGGAAGCGCAAGGCUAGAGAUUCGAAUGGGCAGAUUGUUGAGAGCACUGCUCCGAGAGAUGCCAUCACUGGCGAUGUGAAGAAGGAGGAUCAGGCUGUGGCUGCAGGCAUCAAGACGGUGACUGUAGAGGCUGCCAAGACAUUGGCAGUAGAGAAGCCGGUCAAGGUGGAAGAAGCAUAG
Aureobasidium uvarum is the source of this 2004-nucleotide messenger RNA. NCBI's taxonomy places the organism in Eukaryota, Fungi, Ascomycota, Dothideomycetes, Dothideales, Saccotheciaceae. The record is from the annotation of a GenBank genome assembly.